AUGCAAGUGAAGAGUCGCAGCGAAGGCGAAGCGGAAAAGAAAAGGUCCAGUGCAUGCAGCGGAAUGGAAACUCCGGAGGAAGAGCUGUUCCCGCGGGUCACUGCAGCAAGCCUCAGCAGCGGCUGCACUUUGCUGCUGCUGCGGACGCCGCAGCAGCUGCUGCUGGGCCUCGACCUGGCGCAGUGGCGCGUCGGCCCGAACUUCAAGGGCGUGCGCAACAUCGACUUUGGCUGCCACUUCCUGCACUGGGCCGCAGCAGCGCCGCCCGCAGCAGCAGCAGCAGCAGCAGCGCCCGCAGCAGCAGCAGCAGCAGCAAGGUGCACGUACACGCAAAUGCGCGUGGAGGAGGCCCUCGGCAGCACGGGGCAGCGCGGCGAGUUUCUGCACUUCAGCGCGGCGCAGCGGACAAUAGUGCGGGAGUGGAGCAGCAGCCUGGGCCGCUUCCUGCCGCUCGAAGCAGCAGCAGCAGCAGCAGCAGCAGCAGCAGCAGACCGCCUCGAGUUCCUCCCCCACCUCGGCCUCUACCCCAGCUUCCUCCGCCCCAAGUGGCGCGCCCUCGCCGCCCACAUUUCCGCAGCCGCGCAGCGGCAGCAGCGCCGGCGCGCGCGCAGGGGCGCGGAGGGGAAGCGCGGAGACGGCGAGGGCAGCGGCGACGCCGCCGCUGCACCCGGCCAAGCAGCAGCAGCAGACGCAGCAGCAGCAGACGCCGCAGCAGCAGACGCAGCAGCAGCAGCAGCAGCGGGAGGGGAGGAGGAAGCCGCGCGGGAAAGGAGGGAAGCAGCAGAAGCUGCUUCCUGCCGGAUGUUCUACAUGGACGUGCGUCCUGCGCGGAGUGCAGCAGUUGCUGCUGCGCGCUGCGCCGCAGCAGCAGCGCGGCGCACCGGCCUGGACGCCGCCGCUGCUGCUGCUGCUGCUGCUGCUGCAGUGACCGCGCAGUGCACCGACCGCUCCGACGCGCUGCUGCUGCUCAUCCGCGAACACCAGGAAGGCUUUGCUGCUGUUCUCGCCGAACUCCAAAUGGCCUUCAUUGCUGUUGUCCUUGGCCACCACUACCCCUCGCUGGUCCACUGGAAGGACCUUCUCCAGCUCGUUUGCAACUCCGAGAGGGCCCUUUACCUCUACCCCGAGCUGUUUAGCAAGUUCAUUGACACCUUCUACGCGCAGCUGGAACAAGCCCCCGACGAGCUCACGGAGUUGGAGCCGCUGCAGCAAAACAAUUUGCUGACGAGCUGCUGCGCUGCGCUGCUGGAGUUCUGCUGCAGCGUAGACAGACAAGCUGCCAGGGCCGCGCUGAAGCAGCAGCAGGUGGAAGCAGCAGCAGCAGCAACGCCUGCUGCUGCUGCAGCGGGCAAAGCUGCACCCACCAGACGCCGGGAAGUCCACGACCGGCACCCAGACGCAAUGCAAACGGAACAAACGCAGCAGCAACCACCAGCAGCAGCAGAAGCAACAGCACCCGCAGCAGAAGCAGCAGCAGCAGCACAAGCAGCAGCAGCAGAAGCGGAAAUCGACAGGGCGGUGGCCGCGCGGCUGGCGGCGCUGGAGCCGCAGUACAAAGAAGUGGAAGCAGCAGCAAAGCGGCUGUGCGACCUCGUGAGGAUUCUUUUCAAAACGGACGAAAAGAGAAAAGGAGAAAUGAAAAACUUUUCGGAAAUGGAACAAGUACUGCUGGCGCUGCAGGGAGAUGAAGGACCCGUCGUCGUCGGCUGGACGGAAGACGCCGCCGACAGCAGCAGCAACAACAAUAAUAAUUGUGAUAAUAAUGAUAAUAAUAAUAAUAAUAAUGGCGACAAUAAUGGCAAUAAUGAGGACAGUAGUGGCAAAAAAGAUGCGAACUUGAAUAGUUGUGACGCCGGCGACAGCGCGGAGGCGGAGGGAAAGAUGCAAACGGACGCGUGA
Eimeria tenella is the source of this 1899-nucleotide messenger RNA. RefSeq lists its product as uncharacterized. Bases 1 to 1899 code for a protein of 632 amino acids. Lineage: Eukaryota; Apicomplexa; Conoidasida; Eucoccidiorida; Eimeriidae. The record is from RefSeq and is a predicted model, not a curated record. Gene Ontology annotation, biological process: spliceosomal tri-snRNP complex assembly. The transcript has 3 exons.